UUUUUUAUGAAAUAUGAACUCGUGACAUGCGAGGGCGAACUGGUCUCAGUGUCUCACUCUUAUGUGGCUUUUAUCCAAAGAUUUUUGGUAAAUUUCAAGUACUUACUACUUGGUUACUUCCAAUAAUUUAAUUCAGGUGUACGUCUUAUACGUUAAAUAUGCCUAAAAAGAAAACUGGCCAGAGGAAGAAAGCAGAGAAGAUGAGGGCCCGGCAAAAAGGAAUUAGGUCUGCAAAGGACAAUUUGUCUUUGGCUAAACAUCCCUGCAAUGCAACAAUGGAAUGUGAUAAAUGCAAGAAGAAACAAAAAAAUCGGGCUUUUUGUUAUUUUUGUCAAAAUUUACAGCGUUUGCCUCAAUGUGCUAGCUGUGGUAAAAUAAAAUGUCUUAUGAAGUCAGGAGAUUGUGUUGUUAAACACCCUGGUGUUUAUACAACAGGAAUGGGACUAGUGGGUGCUAUUUGUGAUUUUUGUGAAGCGUGGGUAUGUCAUGGUCGGAAAUGCCUUACAACUCAUGCCUGUGUUUGUCCCUUACAAGAUGCAAAUUGUGCUGAAUGUGAACGUGGAACAUGGGAUCAUGGUGGUCGUAUAUUCAUGUGCUCUUAUUGUUCAGCAUAUCUUUGUGAAGAUGAUCAAUUUGAGCACCAAGCUUCAUGUCAAGUUUUGGAUUCAGAAAAUUAUAAAUGUCAAUCAUGCAAUAAAUUAGGACAGUACAGUUGUUUGAAAUGUAAGGUAUGUUUCUGCGAUGAACACAUUAGAUGUAAACGUUUCAAGUAUUGUGAAAAAGAUAGAAAUUAUCCAUGUCCAAAGUGUUCUUAUCCAACAGCUGAAGUCAGUGAUCUAUCAUUAUCUUCUCGUAAUCAUAAAUAUGGCCGACAAACAUAUGAGGAAGGUGAUGAUGAUGAUGAUGAUUCAUAUGCUUAUGGAGCUGGUAGUUCUGGAGCGAACUAUGGAGGAUAUACUUAUGAUGAAGCUGAUGAUAGUGAUGAUGAUGAUGAUGAUUACUCUUCAGAAGAUGAUGAUGAUGAUGAUGAUGACGAUGACGACGAUGAAGAUGAAGAAGGUGACAAAGACAAAGCAAAAAUUAAAAAAUAAAUUAUCAUUAGACAUUUUAUAGUAUUUAUAUAAAAAAAAAUACAAAAUUCAUCAAUCUUA
Molecule: messenger RNA, 1151 nt
Organism: Metopolophium dirhodum (rose-grain aphid)
Lineage: Eukaryota; Metazoa; Arthropoda; Insecta; Hemiptera; Aphididae
Gene: Noa36
Product: zinc finger protein 330 homolog
Exons: 8
Coding region: 159-1091 (310 amino acids)
Cellular component (GO): nucleus
Molecular function (GO): zinc ion binding
Source: RefSeq, a predicted model, not a curated record